UGACUCUCACCAGGUCCCCCGGCCGAGGAUUUACCCCAGUAAUUACUGGGCAUCUCUGACUGGGAGGAGGACUGCUUUGUUUACUAACAGUCCUCCUCCCUGUCAGCUCAGGCACACUGCCCUGGAUGGCUAGCAGUGUGAUUACAGUAAAGCCCACACACACCGCCCCCCAGUAAAACACUCCCUGCACACAAUUACCCUUUGAUCGCCCCUCAUGUUAACCCCUUCUUGCCCAGUGCCAUUAGUACAGUGUCAGUGCUUUUUUUUUAGCACUGAUUACUGUAUUGGUGUCACUGGGGAUGUCAGUAACACCAAGUCAGUUCCCCCCAGUGUCAGAAUACCCGCCACAGUCCCGCAGCCCUGCUAUAAGUCGAUG
Molecule: messenger RNA, 376 nt
Organism: Staurois parvus
Lineage: Eukaryota; Metazoa; Chordata; Amphibia; Anura; Ranidae
Source: the annotation of a GenBank genome assembly